UAAAAUUUGAGUUUUGUUUUGUACUUGCGGAGAACAGAAAAAUAUUAAAUCUAUUUUCAUCUUUCGUUUGUGCACUGUUUAAAUCGUGAAAAAUGGCCCUGUUCCCGGGUUCGGUGGCCUUUGAUGAGUAUGGCCGUCCAUUUAUAAUCUUGAGGGACCAAGACAGACAGAAAAGACUUACCGGUACCGAUGCCAUAAAGUCACAUAUACAGGCAGCCCGACAAAUUGCAAGCACUCUUCGCACGUCUCUUGGUCCCCGCGGUCUUGAUAAGCUUAUGGUGUCGUCUGAUGGUGAUGUGACAGUAACAAAUGAUGGGGCUACAAUUCUAAAAAUGAUGGACGUUGAGCAUCAGAUUGGUAAACUACUUGUGCAAUUGGCUCAAAGUCAAGAUGACGAAAUUGGUGAUGGUACCACAGGGGUUGUUGUUCUUGCUGGUGCACUCCUUGAGCAAGCCUCAAAUCUGUUGGACAAAGGUAUCCAUCCGAUUCGUAUAGCUGAUGGUUAUGAGAUGGCUGCCGCCCUGGCACUGACCCAUCUUGACAGCGUCAGUGAAGCUUUCCCAGUCAACAAGAAUACGAGGGAAAAUUUAAUUAAGGUGGCCAUGACAACUUUGGGCAGUAAAGUGGUAGUCAAGUGUCACAGGUUGAUGGCAGAAAUAGCUGUUGAUGCUGUCCUGGCUGUGGCAGACUUAGAGACGCGAGACGUCAAUUUCGAGCUGAUCAAAGUGGAGGGAAAAGUUGGAGGACGCAUGGAGGAUUCUGUUCUUGUUCGAGGUGUCGUUGUGGACAAAACGAUGAGUCACCCUCAAAUGCCCAAAUUACUCCGGAAUGUGAAACUAGCAAUCCUGACCUGCCCGUUCGAACCGCCCAAACCCAAGACCAAGCAUAAGCUCCAGGUGGGCUCCGCUGAUGAAUACCGUGAGCUGAGACAGUAUGAACACGAUAAAUUCAUCGAAAUGGUCCGCAAAGUUAAGGAUGCAGGUGCUACUCUAGCAAUCUGCCAGUGGGGCUUUGAUGAUGAAGCCAACCAUCUCCUGCUGGCUGAAGGUCUACCAGCCGUACGCUGGGUGGGUGGACCAGAAAUGGAGCUCAUCGCCAUUGCGACUGGCGGCAGGAUCGUGCCCAGAUUUGAAGAACUCACUCCAGAGAAACUUGGCUCAUGUGGACUAGUACGAGAACUUACUUUUGGUACAUCAAAAGAAGAGAUGUUGGUGAUAGAAGAGUGUUCCAACUCUCGAGCGGUAACUGUACUUGUGAGAGGAGGGAACAGAAUGAUUGUGGAGGAAGCCAAGCGUUCUGUGCAUGACGCUCUGUGCAUUGUGCGCAGUCUUGUACAGGACUCGCGCGUGGUGUACGGCGGGGGCGCGGCGGAGGCGUCGUGCUCGCUGGCAGUCAGCGCGGCCGCUGAGAAGCUAUCCUCGCUCGAUCAAUACGCGUUCAGAGCCUUCGGAGAUGCGCUUGAGGCCAUACCUCUGGCACUCGCCGAAAACAGUGGUUUGUCACCUAUCGAUGCAUUGUCUGAAGUGAAAGCGAGACAAGUUGCUGAGAAUAAUCCCUACUUGGGAAUCGACUGCAUGUCCAAAGGUUCAAAUGACAUGAAAGCAAUGAACGUAAUUGAAUCGUUGCACUCGAAGAAACAGCAAAUAGCUCUGGCAACCCAACUCGUCAAGAUGAUACUCAAAAUUGAUGAUGUCCGGUCACCUGCAGACUCCAUCGAAUAAAUGCAUAUUAUAAUUACUUA
Bombyx mandarina (wild silkworm) is the source of this 1741-nucleotide messenger RNA. RefSeq names its product chaperonin containing TCP1 subunit 5 (gene CCT5). Gene Ontology annotation, biological process: protein folding. Lineage: Eukaryota; Metazoa; Arthropoda; Insecta; Lepidoptera; Bombycidae. Gene Ontology annotation, molecular function: ATP hydrolysis activity; ATP binding; ATP-dependent protein folding chaperone. The record is from RefSeq and is a predicted model, not a curated record.